Molecule: messenger RNA, 402 nt
Organism: Oikopleura dioica
Lineage: Eukaryota; Metazoa; Chordata; Appendicularia; Copelata; Oikopleuridae
Source: the annotation of a GenBank genome assembly
AUGAGUUCAAAUCACAAAAACCCAUUUCUGACCGACACGGAAAAAGAAACAGACCCAGAGGUCCUGAAACGAAGAGAGAAACAGAUUGAAUACGGGAAAAUAACUGAAAGAUAUCAAGAAUAUAUUGAAGCUGUUCCUAAGAACGAACGAAAAUACUGGCAGCCAAGAACUCCCAAAAAAGACCAGGUCACUCCUCGACGAAUUUUCGACGGAGAAGUUCAGGCCUGGAAGAAGAAAUUGCACUACUGGAAUGAUAAGGAUGAGUGUACCAAAAUAAUUCCGAAAGGAAAGGGUGCUGGGAGAAAACGCGAAUGGAAGCCAAAAGAUUCAUCGCCCGAGGAAGAAAAAUCUGCAAAACGUCAGAAAUAUCCGUCCGAAAGAAAUGAUGAUCGAAAACUUUAA